Ustilago hordei is the source of this 1614-nucleotide messenger RNA. RefSeq lists its product as uncharacterized. Bases 1 to 1614 code for a protein of 537 amino acids. The record is from RefSeq and is a predicted model, not a curated record. NCBI's taxonomy places the organism in Eukaryota, Fungi, Basidiomycota, Ustilaginomycetes, Ustilaginales, Ustilaginaceae. The transcript has a single exon.
AUGCCGCCUCCAUCUGGCCCAAGCCCAUUCUCCAACCCAGUCUCCACCACCACCGAGCUUUGGCAGCGACUCGAAGCACGGCGACCCCUUCCACUCCAAUUCGUCCUCAGUCUAUCACGUCGACCCAACGCCUCGCUCUGUCCGUGCCUGCAAGUUGAUCUCCAGUCCACCACCCUGUCAGGUCGCUACUUCACCGUCACUCGCAUCCUCGACCCAGAGCACCGCGUACCCUACGUCUCUCUCACUCCUCUUCUCCUCGCUUCUGGCCUAUCUCUCAUCGAAGGUUUACUCCGAUUCAGCAUUCCCCUAACCUCCUACGAUCUUUCUUUAGCAGGCUUAGAACCAUUCGAUGAUUUUUGGAUCUCGCUUCCGCUUGCUCGAUCGAUAGCUACCGAACUAGACCUUCUACCGAGUCUCGCUGCGACGUUGGAUCCAAAAACGGCGCUAGCAUGGAGCCUUGAUGAGUUCGGCGAGGGUCUAUCGCAUAAUUGGAGAGUGCCGGAAGAAGUUGUCUCUGCUGCGAAGUAUAGCACUGAUGCGAUGCUGAGCGAAAAUGCGGCUUUUGGAAGAAUGCAAAUUCUGCCGAGAGGUCAACAGAUAAAGACGCUAGUUUCGGGUGAAUUGAGAGGAAGGGUAGUGAGGAGGGCGCAAGAGAGGAGAAGAGAGGAUGGGUUUGUGUUGCAUCAGAGAUUAGUUAGAUGGAGUGCUCAGGUGUAUGCUGUUUGGGAUGAUCUGAAGGAUCUUCUUGACGUGCAUGGUGAAGAUGGGGAAGCCAGUGAAGAAAGGCAGAGAAGGUGGAGUAGAAUAGUGGAAGAUCUGAGAGAAGUGACAGUUCCGCCCACCACUGUGGACAUUACUGAGUGGAUGCAGCUCAUCUCAAGCCCUUCCUCACAGAGCCGCUUUCUGACGGAGACAUCAGUAGCGCAGACGCAUGAUGAAGCACAGCGUGAAGAAUUGGAUAUGCUGGAGCCGCUCUCACUAGCAGAGCUAUCUCAGCUUCGCUCCGACUCAGACCUCAGCGAGACGCUCUUCAACGCCUUCGAGGGUGGAAAUAUGGAGUCACAGAUCGCGAGAACGCGGUCAGUCCUGCGUGCAAAGCUAUCUACUUUGCAUCGGAUGACUCUGCUCUCUGUCCCACACCUUGCUUCCGCUCGCAAUGAGGACGAUGCUAGUAAAGAGAAUCCUCUUUCUCACGUAGGUCAAAGACACAACCCCGUUCAACAAUGGAGAGCUCUUCCAGACCCUACAGAAGACAGAGCCGAGUUCAGAAAUGUCGAAGUCGCGAUGCUACAUGACAAGAUCGACAAGCUCACAGCUAAGCUGGACGCCUUCAUCGGGGCCCAGACUCGCUCCUCGACAACAAGGUCACUCUCAGCGUCGACAAACGAUCAUAAGCCUGAAGCUGCAACAAGUGAUAGCGUUAGCGUCCACCGACCGGCAGACCCAAUCGUUGGCGUACAGCCUGCUGCUAGCGCAUUCAUCGACAAGCACCCCUCACUCGCUCAACCUUCCCCGACUGCAACAUCACUGCAAACGAUCGAAACAAAACCUUCGCUGGUCAUCAUACUCAUCUCCAUCGCACUGUUCUUCGCACUCAUUCAGUACCAGCAUUGA